AUGGGAGUGAAGAAUUUGUGGGAUGUGCUCGAAUCGUGCAAGAAAACGGUUCCCCUUAACCAUCUCCAGAACAAGAGGGUGUGCGUGGAUCUCUCGUGUUGGUUGGAGCAGCUUCAGAAAGUGAGCAAAUCACACGCCUCUUUGAAGGAGAAAGUGUACCUCAGAGGACUCUUUCAUCGACUCAGAGCACUCAUUGCACUGAAUUGCAGUGUCGUUUUCGUUGCAGAUGGGUCAAUUCCUGCCAUUAAAUUAUCAACUUAUAGACGACGCUUAAACGUUGGAAAGGAGGUAGCACAAAAUGAAACUGACUUGCAAAAAGUGACAUCAUUACGGAGAAACAUGGGGUCUGAAUUUUCUUGCAUGAUAAAAGAGGCUAAAGUCUUGGGGAUGGCUCUUGGCAUCUCUUGUUUGAAUGGGAUGGAAGAAGCUGAAGCUCAGUGUGCUUUGUUGAACUUUGAAUUAUUAUGUGAUGGAUGUUUCAGUCAAGAUUCAGAUAUAUUCCUUUUUGGUGCAAGGACUGUGUAUAGGGAUAUAUGUCUCGGAGAUGGAGGAUAUGUUGUUUGUUAUGAGAUGGCAGACAUUGAAAGAAAACUUGGAUUUGGAAGGGACUUAUUGAUUGCUCUCUCCUUACUUCUUGGCAGCGACUAUUAUCAAGGAGUUCAUGGUCUGGGUCCGGAGUCAGCUUGUCAGAUAGUUAAAUCAAUUGGGGACAAAUUUGUUCUUAAAAAAAUUACUUCUGAAGGACUUGGAUGGGUGAAAAGAAGAAAAGGAGGUGGGAAUAAUUUACAGAGGGAUGAUAACAUUGUGCAAGUGAUUAGUGCUUACAUGAAGCCAAAAUGCCACGCAGCAGAUUCAGAUAUGGUGCAGAGGGUUCUUGCUCAAUACCCAUUUCAACGUAUUAAACUCCAGCAGAUAUGUGCUGAAUUCUUUCAGUGGACUUCAGAGAAAACAGAUGGGUAUAUCCUUCCAAGUAUAGCCGAAAGAGAUUUACGAAGAUUUGCAAAUUUGCGGUUAACUUCUUCUGAAGUCGGAUUGAACCUUCCUUUACAUGAGAUCCCCAUGAAGUGUCCUGUGUCAGAAAUCAUCAAGAGCCGAAGAGUUCAAGGUAGAGAAUGCUAUGAGGUUUUUUGGGAAGAGAUGGAUGGACUUGAAACUUCAAUAGCACCUGCAGAUCUUUUAGAAAGUGCCUGUCCUGAGAAGAUUGUGGAGUUUGAGGAGAAGAAAGCUCAACGGAAGAAACAAAAUAUUCAGAAAAGAAGACCAAAGAAGAAGGAAACUAUGUUAUCUGUGACUGAGCUUGAUCUUAAACUUCAGAAUUUGUUGUUUGAUAAUAAUAAUCUGGAAGACCAAGCCAACCUCGAUCCUUCUGAUUCUUCAAGAGGGAUAUUAGCAACUGCUGUGGCUGAAGCUAAUCUGUUGAUUCCAAAUGACACAGAACAUAAUGGGUUGGUUCAGAAUAUUAACAACAUAUCUAGCAAUGAGGCUGUCUCCAAUGUAGAUAAAAAUGAGGUCAUAGAUCUUCUCAGCCCUUUACCACCUAAGCAAUCCCAUUCUUCCUCAAAAUGUCAGCAAUGCAGUGACCAUAUUGAAGUGAUUAAUUUGAGUGAUUCAGAAAAUGACAUGUCACCUGAACACACGGAGAAAGCAAAAGAGCUGAGAUUGUUCUUGGCAAGUAUUAGAAAUGAAAUCCAUUGA
Messenger RNA from Gastrolobium bilobum, 1695 nucleotides. Its product is annotated as single-strand DNA endonuclease 1-like. The record is from RefSeq and is a predicted model, not a curated record. Gene Ontology annotation, molecular function: 5'-flap endonuclease activity. The transcript has 14 exons. Bases 1 to 1695 code for a protein of 564 amino acids. NCBI's taxonomy places the organism in Eukaryota, Viridiplantae, Streptophyta, Magnoliopsida, Fabales, Fabaceae.